Molecule: messenger RNA, 2352 nt
Organism: Lactuca sativa (garden lettuce)
Lineage: Eukaryota; Viridiplantae; Streptophyta; Magnoliopsida; Asterales; Asteraceae
Product: pentatricopeptide repeat-containing protein At3g09040, mitochondrial
Biological process (GO): RNA modification
Cellular component (GO): intracellular membrane-bounded organelle
Molecular function (GO): protein binding; RNA binding
Source: RefSeq, a predicted model, not a curated record
AUGCGCGGAUUGUUAUCCAUUAAGAGGCAUUUCUCCAUCUCUGCAAUCCAAGCUUCCUGUAACCCACAAAGGCUCUACAACUCGCGCUUUUGUUUAAAGAAUGUAAGCACUGUAACUUAUGCUCUCAGUUUGGCGGAGAGUUUAAGAUCAAAUACUCUUAGAACCGAGAUUCAUGGCUGUAAAAUUAAGCACGGUUUUUCAAAUGACAUUUACUCUCAAAACAAUUUAGUGAAAACGUACAUGAAAUGUGGAAUGUUCAGUGAUGCAUGCAAGCUAUUCGAUGAAAUGCCUGAGAGAAAUCUGGUUUCUUGGAGUCUGAUUAUAUCCGGAGCAAAUAAAAUCGGUGAGUAUGGGAUGGCUAUGGGAUUGUUUAUUGAAAUGAUGCGAACUGAGUAUUUCAUGCCUAAUGAGUUUGCUUUAAGUAGCAUCAUGAAAUCAGGUAUUAGUAUGGGAGCUGUAGAAUUUUGUCUGUGCAUCCACUGUAUUUCUGUCAAGAUCGGACUGGAAAAUAAUGUUUUUGUGGGUAGUUCAAUUCUACACAUGUACUCCAAAUAUGGAGCCAUUGAAGCAGCUGAACGAUUGUUUGAGAGUCUGAAUGAUUCAGAUCUUGGUUCUUGGAACACCAUGGUUGGAGGUUAUGCACAAUGUGGACAUAGCUUCGAAGCUAUCAAUCUUGUAUCUUCCAUGCACUCGAAAGGAGUCCCAACGGAUGAAUUCACCUUCAUACAUGCUCUUAAUGCAUGCUCAAUUACAUCUAAUCUGGACUUUGGAAGCCAGAUUCAUGGACAGAUUGUUCGAAAGGGUUUUGAAGCAAUGGUUACACUGAUGAACUCAUUGAUAGAUAUGUAUUAUAAAACCAAUGCAAAGGACCAUGCUUGGAAGCUUUUUGAAACAAUGGAGAACAAGGAUAUAGCAACAUGGAACACAAUUUUAGCUCUUUCUUCUGUAGAACAAGUUGUACCCUUGUUCACUGAUCUUAUGAUCAUGGGCUUACAACCUAAUCGUAUAACAUUUUCAAUCUUGUUCCGAAUGUGUGGGGAUGCUCAUGUGGUCAACCUCGGUCUACAGUUCUUUGGUCUUGCAUUCCGUAUUGGUUUACAUGAUGAUCCAAAUGUCUCAAAUUGUCUUAUUGGCAUGUUCUGUAGAUGUGGUGCCAAAGAAACUGCACGUUUGAUUUUCAAUUCCUUGCCUUCUAAAGACUUGCAGAACUGGAACGAGAUGAUCCAUGGGUAUAACUUGAGUUGUGAUCUUGAAGCCAUUAAGCUUUUCAUGAACUUAUGGGGUUCAAGUUCAACCAUUGAACCAAAUGAGUAUACCUUCUCAUGUGCCCUUGAAGCAUGUUUCAAGACUGAAAACAUUCAAACAGGUAGACAAGUUCACGGGAUUAUAAUCAAAUCUGGUUUUGCUUCCAAUGGACACGUGUGCAGCUCAUUAGUCCAUGGUUAUGCUAAAUCCGGAUUCCUAACCGAUUCAUAUGCGUUUUUUGAUGAUAAAAUGGACAUAGUGACUUGGGGAAGUUUGAUUUCAGCAUUAGUGGAUCAAGGCUACACGAAGGAAGCCAUUGAGGUUUUCAAUCGUCUAAAAGCCGACUCAAAAAAUCCCGAUAAAUUCAUAUUCGUUAGUGUUUUAAACACGUGUGCUACAAUCGCAUCUCUAAACCUAACAAAAUCGGUUCACAAUCAAGUGUUCAGAAUUGGGCUCGAUAAAGACGAAUAUGUCGCGAGUGCACUCAUUGAUGCAUACGGAAAAAGCGGUGAUAUCACAAGUGCAACCAUCGGGUUUCAUGAAUCAUGGAGAUUCGCUGACGUGGCGCUUUUCAAUACGAUGAUAAUGGCGUAUGCUAAUCAUGGUCUUGUAACGGAAGCAAUCGAAGUUUAUGAGAGGAUGAAAUCGAUGAAUCUAAAGCCAAGUCAAUCGACAUUUGUGUCGGUUUUAUCGGCAUGUAGUCAUGUAGGUCUUGUUGAUGUUGGGCGUAUGUUAUUUAGAUCGAUUGUGUUGGAUUACAAAAUGGAUCCUUCCCCUGAUAACUACGGUUGCUUUGUUGAUUUGUUGUCAAGAAAUGGGUAUCUGGAAGAAGCCAAAAGGGUGAUUGAGGGGAUGCCUUAUCAAUCUUGGCCGGGUAUAUGGAGAUCAUUUGUUAAUGGGUGUAGGAUACAUGGAGAGAAAGAGUUAGGGAAAAUGGGUGUGAAGAAAUUAUUAGAGUUGUUUCCAGAGAAAAAUGCUGAGGGGUAUGUAAUGUUGUCAAAUAUUUAUUGUGAAGAAGGUAAGUGGGAAGAUAGUUGGAAGGUGAGGAAGGAGAUGAUUGAUAAAGACAUUAGAAAAGACGUGGGUUCUAGUUGGGUUAGCAUAUAG